Pelmatolapia mariae (spotted tilapia) is the source of this 1056-nucleotide messenger RNA. Its product is annotated as chemerin-like receptor 1. The record is from RefSeq and is a predicted model, not a curated record. Gene Ontology annotation, molecular function: G protein-coupled receptor activity; complement receptor activity. Gene Ontology annotation, biological process: inflammatory response; complement receptor mediated signaling pathway; phospholipase C-activating G protein-coupled receptor signaling pathway. Lineage: Eukaryota; Metazoa; Chordata; Actinopteri; Cichliformes; Cichlidae. Bases 1 to 1056 code for a protein of 351 amino acids. Gene Ontology annotation, cellular component: plasma membrane. The transcript has a single exon.
AUGACCCCAGAAAAUUCCAGUCCAAGCAAUACAAGUGCUGCAACUGAUGUAGAUGAUUCUUUGGAUAACUUGCGUCAGUCUUUCAACAUCAUAUCUAUCGCUGUUUUCUCCCUGGUCUCUGUCCUCGGUGUGCUCGGGAAUGGAGUGGUCAUCUGGGAGACCGGGUUCAGGAUGAAGAAAACUGUUAACACAGUUUGGUACCUCCACCUUGCUGUGGCUGACUUCAUCUUUGCAGCAUUUCUGCCCUUUAGUGUGACAUUCUUGGCUUUGCGGUUUCACUGGCCCUUUGGCGAUUUCAUGUGCAAGCUGGACGCCACUACAAUCUCUCUGAACAUGUUUGCCAGUGUCUACAUUCUGGUGGUGAUCAGUGUGGACAGAUGUGUGUCUGUGGUGUGGCCUGUCUGGGCUCAGAACCACCGAAAUGUACGCAAUGCAUUCUAUGCGAGUCUGUGUGUUUGGGUGGUGGCUUUGAUUGUCAACAUUCAAUAUUUUUUUUUCAUGCACACAGAGAAAGUAUCUAAAAACACAACUUACUGCUUCAGCAGUGUUGAGGAUUUUAAAUAUGCAACACCAUCUGUCUUUCAUACCAUUUCAAUCACCCACUUCCUUUUAGGAUUUGCAGUCCCCUUCACUGUCAUUGUCUCUUGUUAUGCUGUCAUCAUCCAUCGUCUCAGGAGAAACCACAGCCUGGCCAGCCAAUCAAGUCGCCCCUUUAAAGUUAUUGCUUCCAUUAUCGUCACUUUUUUUCUGUGUUGGGGGCCCUAUCACAUCAUUGAUCUAAUUCAGCUGGUGGUAUUUAAGGCACCAAAUGAAACAUUUCACUAUGCCUUUCAAAUUGUGUUGUAUGUCGCCGAGAAUUUGGUCGUUCUUCACUGCUGCUUGAAUCCACUGCUGUAUGUCUUCUUGAGACAAGAUUUUAAGGCUGAAAUACGAAAAUCCAUCCUGAAUGUGCUGGAGAGUGCCUUCAAGGAAGAGGAGACACGCUCUCCCAGUGACAUGAAGUCAGUGAACACCAGGCAGAGCAGAGAGAAGUCAGAAUUGAUUACUGAGGUAUAA